Aspergillus piperis CBS 112811 is the source of this 2175-nucleotide messenger RNA. RefSeq names its product FHA domain protein. Bases 73 to 2175 code for a protein of 700 amino acids. Gene Ontology annotation, cellular component: cytoplasm. The transcript is spliced from 4 exons. Lineage: Eukaryota; Fungi; Ascomycota; Eurotiomycetes; Eurotiales; Aspergillaceae. Gene Ontology annotation, molecular function: protein binding. The record is from RefSeq and is a predicted model, not a curated record.
UCCAGACUGCACUGCACGUCUUAAUAACUGUCGCUCUAUCUCUCUGUGCUGACGGCACCACCACUUAUCACCAUGCCUGCCACACAGGCUAUUGUGACUCUCCGCCCUUUGUCCGUAUCCGAUGAUUUGCCAUAUCGAUCCCUGGAGUUUACUUCUACCAAUAACCAAAUCAACAUUGGUCGGGCUUCUAAGCGUGAAUCAAAGAAUCUUAUCCCCGCCAGAAACAAUGGAUUAUUUGAAUCGAGGGUCAUGUCGCGCAACCAUGCCAAGCUAUGGGUGUGCUUCGACAAGCAGCUCGUCUACAUUCGUGACGGUGGGUCGAUGCAUGGUACCUGGAUAAAUGGGAAGAGAAUUCCAAGAGAGGAGGACUCUGUCAUCAAACAUGAUGACGUGGUCACCUUUGGCUCCACAGUGUAUCGUGGCUCUGAUACCUUUCCUCCACUUAAAGUUCGUUGUGAAUUCGAAUGGCCUGACCCUUUGUAUGCCCCAUGUGUACCGCCUAGUUUGAGCAGUGCUGACACCAUGGACAGCCAAAGAACCGCCCUUGCAACCAAUACCUUUUGUGUUCCUGACGAUGAUGACAGUGAUGCAAAAGAAGAUUCCGUUCCUAUGGUGGUUGCAUCCGACAGUGCUUCCGAUAUUGACAACUCCACCCCCGAUUCAGAUUCAGACGGCCAAUCCGUCAUGGAGGUUUCGUCGCCUUUGACGUCCCCUCUGAAGAGGGACGACGCAAGAAAUUCCCACGUGGGUGCCUGCUCAGAUACAGAUCAAGUGGGUAGACAUGAUGGCCAGCAAGGAUCCCAAUUGAGCCCUAUUGAUCUCGAGCAUGGACAACAUGAACAGCCUCUGGUAACUCCCCGGAUGACCCCACCCUCCGUCAUAGACCUUAUCGACGAUCCAAGUAACGCGGCUCAUGAUUUUGAUGAUUUCAUCCAGGAGGCGGACAGUGCGUCUGCAAUGAAUACCUCUGACGACGAGGAUUCCAGCUGGGGCGAAGAUUACCAUGCUGGUUCGGAUGACGACGAAGAUGACGAGGUUGAUUCCCAGUCGUCGUUCAGAUCUAAUGCGGAACAUUCCCAUGAAGAUGAGGAGUCUGUGAGAUCGAGCAGCCUUCAUGUUCUGGGGAUUCGCGACUUGAUAGCAUCAGAGGCGAGCUAUGCUGUGGAGGAAACAAAUGCCCGCUUGCCAACUGGAAAUGAUACGUCCAAGCCCGAAUUUAACGAUCGACAUGGGGAGGAUAUGGCAUAUGACGCUGAGACGUGUGAGCCGGAGUUGCUCGCCGUUAGGAAUUCCACAUCAGAUCUGCGUUCUCAGAGCACUGGCCCUUCCAGAAUAAUUUCGACCGAAGCUCCACCGCCGCCAAUCUUAUUGCAGCCAACUCUAUCUUCUCCAUACGGAAAGACAGUCGAUCGUUCGCUACCUAGCUACCAGAAUAACCCGCCAAUGAUGCACAUGGACUGGUGGAAUCCACGAACCACUGCAAACACUUCAUACUCCCUGCAUAUCCCCCCAACUCCGCAAGUGCCUUACGCUGACGGACCCUUUGUCAACAACGAGUCGUUCCUGCUUGGUGAGACUGAUCCUGCUUGUAACCGUGGAAGUGAUUCGGUCGUUGCGUCUAUGGCUACCCCUGGGAUUGUAAGCCAGGAAGCACCUUCGAGCGACGGACAAGAAAUCCAGGAGACACCCAUGCCUCAGAAACAGCCAGAUCCCAUUCCAACACCAUUGCCACAGAUGCAAAGGUCCGAGAUAGGAUUAGAUAGCGUUCCCGCAAACAAGCCACUGAAAAGGAAGGCGGAGGAUAUUGAUGGCUCGUCUGGGAGUUCCGAGCUAGACGUUGCUACUCAUCAUCGAGACGGGGUUGACUCAGCUGUGACAAGCGAUAGCCAAUCGUCUGACCAAGAGACUUGCUAUCCGGAUGCUCAGCCACAGAUGCCAACGGACCAACAGGAACUUCCAUCCCAGUUGGCAGACUUAGACAGUGCGAAGGAGCUGCCGUCAGUUGACGACUCCAUUAAUGAUGCCGAGACGACCGCACCUCCUACAAAGCGAGCAAAGACUUCUAGUACGGGGAGGUUUGCCAGCCAUGCUGCAAGUGCUGCUCUGGGUGUAGCCAUCGGUGCUUUCGGUACUAUCGCUGCGUUGGCGUCGCUCCCCCCGGAUUACUUUCAGUAA